AUGAAUCCAUUGAAAUGUGCCUUUGGAGUUGCUUUUGGCAAGUUUCUAGGCUUUAUUGUGGGACAUCAAGGGAUUGAGAUUGAUCAAGCUAAAGUUUAUGCUAUCUUGAAGAUGCCCGAGCCUCAAAAUAUUCAUGAGCUAAAAAGUCUUCAAGGAAAGUUUGCCUACUUGAGAAGGUUCAUCUCGAAUCUAGCCAGAAGAUGCCAACCAUUUAGCCAUCUUAUGAAGAAGGGUGCUCCUUUCAAGUGGGACCAAACAUGUAGCAAUGCCUUUGAAAGUCUCAAAGAAUAUCUGGUGAAGCCUCCAAUUCUAGAAGCCCCUAUACCUAAAAAGCCAUUGAUACUCUCUUUAUUACUUAAGCUGAAUGAUGACAUCAAAUGA
Messenger RNA from Solanum dulcamara, 381 nucleotides. RefSeq lists its product as uncharacterized. The transcript has a single exon. The record is from RefSeq and is a predicted model, not a curated record. The coding region runs from base 1 to 381 and encodes 126 amino acids. NCBI's taxonomy places the organism in Eukaryota, Viridiplantae, Streptophyta, Magnoliopsida, Solanales, Solanaceae.